UCUCACCUUGCAAUAUUGGUUCAGCGUUGCCCAAGACCCAGACAUAGCUAGAUCAAACACAACGACGAGGAUCAGUAGAGGACCUUCAAAGCUUGGCAUGUGAUAGCCUGGGAUACACACACGCAAUGCCAGCAAAUGCAAAUGCUGAUAGUGGAGCCGUUUCUCCUUGUCGGGAUCGUUCCUCUCAACAGCAUUCGACCUUCUGCACCCUUUCAUCACACCAUCGCCAAAACAGCAAUGGCUCACAUUUAUCUCGGAAAUACCGGCCGCGCGUCGUACACCCGCUGGAGAUCUUUCACCAUCUAUCAAAAACUGCUGCGGCUCCGUCAUCCAGAUCCUUCUCGCACGUCAACCUUGGAAGUAACAGACCCAGGCUCGCAUAUGCGCGGUUCAUGGAAACGCCUCCACACAAAGGCGGGGAGUGGCAUUGUGCCUCGUAGUAACUUUGCCAGCUCUAUCUGGAAAGGAAAACUGUACGUAGCUGGAGGCUUUCAAGGCAUCACGAUAGGGCUUUAUUACCGUGACAUUUGCUGUUUGGACUUCGCUUCCCGCGACGGCUAGAAAGAACUUACCAAGUAUCCGGUCAUCGAGCCCGAACACCGAUGCAUCAUGCGAACCUGGACGAUGAAGGUAUACAAGGACAAUGCAUACUUGUUCACUGGUAAAAAG
Guyanagaster necrorhizus is the source of this 669-nucleotide messenger RNA. RefSeq lists its product as uncharacterized. The transcript has 3 exons. The record is from RefSeq and is a predicted model, not a curated record. Gene Ontology annotation, molecular function: protein binding. NCBI's taxonomy places the organism in Eukaryota, Fungi, Basidiomycota, Agaricomycetes, Agaricales, Physalacriaceae. The coding region runs from base 136 to 561 and encodes 141 amino acids.